This is a messenger RNA of Musca domestica (house fly), 1984 nucleotides long. RefSeq names its product phosphate-regulating neutral endopeptidase PHEX-like. The record is from RefSeq and is a predicted model, not a curated record. Lineage: Eukaryota; Metazoa; Arthropoda; Insecta; Diptera; Muscidae. Gene Ontology annotation, biological process: protein processing. Gene Ontology annotation, cellular component: plasma membrane. Bases 145 to 1917 code for a protein of 590 amino acids. Gene Ontology annotation, molecular function: metalloendopeptidase activity. The transcript has a single exon.
CACAUCGGAGAUAUGAAUUUUAAUAAAAAAAGGUUUUCUUCUGUCACUUCGAAUGUUUCAAAACAUCAGUCGUUGUUUUGAAUUUCGUCGAAGUUCCACGUGAAUGAGAGAGCCAAAAAAAUCAAAUUUUCAAGUGGCGAAAAAAUGAAAUUAUUUGUCCAGCUAUUGUUGUUUUUAUGGACCUCUAUGGUGGUGGCGGUGGUGUGGUGCCAUGAUGAAAAUCCCGAAGCCUUGAAUCGAAAACAUCUCCAUACCAUUAUGAAUGUUCUGGACAAGUCGUUGGAUCCCUGUACCGAAUUCUAUCAAUAUGUCUGUUCGAAUUGGCUGGAUAAUCACAAGGAGUAUAGUGAUCAAUAUCACACGGUCGGUGAGGCCUUGAAAUUCCAUGGAAAUCUGGAAAUUUUGGAAUAUUUGGAAAAGACACCCGCCGAUAAUAUGCCAGAGUUUGUAAGAGCCCUUAAAACUUUCCAUGGAUCCUGUGUGGAACGUGAAGUAUUUGAGUUAGAGGAAUUAAUGAGGACCAUGGAGAAGGAAGAAAAAAUAACAUGGGCCCUGCUCACACCGCAAGAUGGUGAGCAAGGGUUCAAUUGGCCCUCAACUUUGGCCCAGUUCCGCAAAUAUGGUUUCAAUGAUAUGUUUGUAAGCUACUCCCGCAAAUUUCAAGAUGCCACUACUGGCGUGACCUACUUAAAUCGUCCCGAUUAUGAGGAGAAAUUCAAUUACCUAAAUUCCUAUCAACUGAAUGGCUAUAAUGAGAGUAUCCCUCUGCCCGAGGGCACCAUGAGUUUUGAGGAACUCUGGAAAUUGGUGGAUCGCUUUGAAGAUAAAUUGCGAGAAAUUCCAAGGGAAAAUGUAGAAGCCAGACAAUUUAAGUUCCAUGAAUUACCCUAUGACUGGUUAGGGGGAUACCUAACAUCCCUAAUGCAUCCCCAGGCUGUGGAUGAAAAUAUGGUCAUUAGCAUCGAUAAUGUGGCCUACAUGGAGGCCCUGGAUAAACUAUUAAAGGAAUACGAUCAAGGAUUCCUAUGUCGUUAUUUGGAAUUACGUUUCCUAAACUACAUGGAAAUGGCCAAUAAACGCCAUUCCAGCCACGAAUGUUUGACCACCGGGACAAGUUUUAUGCCUCUGGCCGGUGAAUGGAUCUAUGGACAACUACAUCCCAAGAUAGCCUCUGAAAUACCCAAAAUCCAACAAAUGUUUGAGAAUACCGUGCGAAAUAUUAACAAAACCCUGUAUGGGACCAAAAGUCCAUUGAUACCCAAGGAGUUCUUCAGGCAGUUAGAGACCAUGCAGCUAAAGAUUGGCAUGUUGCCCGAAGGAAAUCACAAGGAACUUUUGGAGAACUAUUAUUCGGGUUUAAAACUACAAUCCCAUGAUUAUUAUGGAAAUUAUUUGAAAUUACUGGAAUUCCAUUAUCAAUUGGAGAAUGCGGAAAAUCGCAAGGAAUUUAAAUAUGAUGCCGAAAUUGCACCCAUCUAUGUCGAAACUUCAAAUACUUUGCAGCUACCUUUGGGUCUGCUCCGACCACCGGUAUAUCAUGCAGCCUUUGAGGAUAUUUUCAAGCAAAGUUCCCUGGCCCAUCUCAUGGCCAUGGGUAUUUUUGAAGCAUUCCCCGUGGAAGAAAAUGGGGGACUUGAUGCCAAUCAUGUGCAAAAAAUAGCCGGCCUCACAAGUCUACACUCAGCAUUUGAGAUAUUUUUCUCUUCAGCCCAGCCUGAGGAGAUCUUGCGCUAUCAGACAUUGUUCCAGCUGACAUCCCUCGAGCAAAUCAAACAAAUCUUCUUCAUUAAUGCCAUACACCAGCAAUGCGAAUGGUAUUUCAACAAUGUGGAACGGGUCAAUUUUGUUAUCAAUAAUUUGUCCGAUUUCAUUGAGACAUUCGAUUGUAAAUUCAAUGGUUUGAUAAAAAUGUUUUGAAAUAGAAAUUAGGAUUUUGAAAAAAAUUUAAUUUAAAAAAAGUUAAAAUAUUUUUUAAAAAAAAAAA